GUUGCAUAUGAAAUAAGUGUUACCGAUAAAAUGUGAUUAUCUAUUCAUGAACGUGAUGCAUUAUGAAGUUUUGAGUUCAAUCGAGAGAUACCAAUCAAGAAUUUCAUUUGAAGAGAACUACGAAACACAGAAGGGGAUUACUUACUUAGAUCUUCAAUUUUUUGAAAAGUGUUCCCUUCCUUGUCUAGGAAGGAAGAUCAUAAUCAAUGGAUGUAGAGGAGCUAAAAGGUGUUAUAUCAUCACAGCAAUCAUAUCAAACAUUGCAGGAUGACUCAGACGCAACCCAAAGCCAAGAUAAUACUCCAGUAGAGGACAUUUCUUGUUGUACAAAGGUAAAAAAUGUGUUAUUUAGGUGUGGGACUUAUUAUAAAUCUCUCAAGAUUGAAGUGUUAGCUUUUUUCGUCAUUUUUUCAUACAACAUGACUGGAAUUACAUCCACCACCCUCAUCAUCGAUAAGGCUUGCUUAGUGCAUUUCGAAUACCCACGGAACAUCUGUUCGAACUUGGACAGUGACAACUAUACCGACAUCAAAACAAGUGUAGAAAAACUGGCAACUAAUUACCAACUGUGUCAUUCCCUCAUACAGGCAGUGCCUGCUGCAAUUUUGGCCAAUUUCAUUGGCCCUUGGAGCGACCACUACGGAAGAAGAUUCCCUAUUCUUUUGGCCGCAUUGGGGAUGCUUUUGGAUUCAGCAGGGUCUGCCAUCUGUGCAUAUUUCUUGUACUCCAGAAUUGAAUACUUUUUCAUACCAGCCAUAUUUUCUGGAGUGUGUGGCGGGAAAGUGACUAUCAUGGCCGUAGUGAUGAGUUAUGCAUCUGACAUAACACCAAUCGAAGGGAGGACCGUGAAAUAUGCUUUCUUGGGUAUGUACAUAGGGUUAGCAACGGCAGCAGGUUCCACAUCAGGAGGAUGGAUAUACAACUUCUUGUCCUAUCCAGCUGUUUACAUUUGUUCUGCUGUUGUAUUCGGCCUCGCCAUUCUGUGGGUGAUUUUUAAGCUUCCCGAAACCCGAGAAAUGGACAGCGAAGACAAGUGGUCAGAAAAACUCAAAAAUCUCUGCUCAUGUGACACUCUGAAAGAGAGCUGGAUCGCACUCACGAAGGAGAGACCGCAUCGUGGGAAGAUACAAGUAUUACUGUUGAUCGUAUCUGUUAUAACUAUUGUCAUUGCAAAUUACGGUACUGACGAUAUCGAUUACUUAUUCGUCCAUCAUCAGUUUGGUUGGAGCAAUACAAAAUUUUCCACAGUAAAAUCUGUUUAUACUGCUAUUGGAAUCCUCAUGUAUAUUAUCGUCUUACCUACUUUGAAGUAUUUUAAAGCUGGUGAUCCAGUCUUGGGCCUGAUAGGAACAACUUCCACUUUGGCGCUAAAUGUUGGCAUUGCAAUUGCGUAUAAAUCCGGAAUAUAUCACUUAGCAAACAUUGCUGGACUUCUGAACUAUUGUGCCUUAUUAGCUUGUCAGUCAAGAAUAUCGAAGCUUGUUUGCAAUGAAGAUUUAGGUAAAAUAUUCUCUUUCGUCUCUACCGCUGAAUCUCUGAGUCCAAUACUCGCCUCAGUGAUGUUAGCCCAAAUAUUCCGUAGCUCUCUCGACUUUUUCCCUGGAAUGUCUUAUGCAGUUGUAGCUUUAUUCCUCGUACUGCCAAUGGCAGUAUUCAUAUGGAUGACACGUCUGCAAAAACUUACUUGGGCUGAGAUCAAAGCCAGCCGUCCGGAUGAAAACUUCUCCAGCUCGGAAGGAAAAUAACUCUACAAAACUCGUAUCCAGUGAUAGUCAUGAACUCUCGCAAUGUAUUUAGGACUUCAUUUGAAGGUUCCGAUCAUUUCUUCUCAUGUGAACUCCUUCCAAAAUCUGUACGAAGUUGGUGAACCCCUUGUACCCAAAGUAAUAACUGAUAUAUAAGACAGCCACUGAUAAGUUUCUUACAGUACAUUUAAUAAACCGUUUGAAUUCUGAAGAAUUUUCUUGUCUUUGUCUCAUUGUCUUGAUAAAAUUAAAAAAUUCUCUAAAUUCAUAUAUUUUUGAAAGGAGCUGCGAAUCUAGACUAGACGUUAAAUCCCGGUUAUCACAAAUUUGCCAUUUGAACUGCGCUUGCGCGCGGACUUGGCCUUUUGGGCUUUCUGUUUUAAGAUUUCGUGUUGCUUGUUUAUAUUUAGGAUGAGCGGGA
Uloborus diversus is the source of this 2166-nucleotide messenger RNA. RefSeq names its product solute carrier family 46 member 3-like. The coding region runs from base 207 to 1745 and encodes 512 amino acids. The record is from RefSeq and is a predicted model, not a curated record. The transcript has 6 exons. Lineage: Eukaryota; Metazoa; Arthropoda; Arachnida; Araneae; Uloboridae. Gene Ontology annotation, molecular function: transmembrane transporter activity. Gene Ontology annotation, cellular component: membrane. Gene Ontology annotation, biological process: transmembrane transport.